GUGACUGUAUAUUAUAUUACCUAGUAAUGACGUUGAGAUGCAACUCUUACUAUUGUCAUUAUAUAGUAUCCUUCUAUUAUCUUUCUGAUUAACAUUGAGAUAGUAUAGUACACAGUCGAUUGUAAACAGGAGUAUAUAAUGCUACGAAUACAAGUGACGAGAUUAUGUGUAACAGAUUUACUGGGGAAAGAUUUUCCAGCAUUACCAUUAUCAGUACUAGUGUUCAAAUUCAUGAUGUAUAUAAUGUGGAUUUUAAAUUCUAUGGAUUGUGAAUAUAUGGCUGGUGUAAAGAAAUUACGAUUGCAAAGUUUAGACAUUGGAUCAUGUCUACCUGAAGGUGAUUCAUUCUGCGCACAACGUGUUCAGAAUAGUUUUUGUUCAACAGAAAAGAAUGAAUGUUUCUGUAAGUCAGGUUAUUAUUCAAUACAAGAAGAUGAUGGCAUCACGUGUAAAACACUUCUAACAAAUCAUAAAUGCCAGUUGGAUGGUGACUGUAAACACGUCAACAAUAGUAUUUGUCAUCCAGGAGCUGGUGCGUGUAUUUGUCCAUCAGGAACUAUUUAUGUACCACAAGAACAUGCUUGUAGAGUCUAUAUCAAUCAGUCUUCAAACAAUUUUUGUAUGAAUUGUAAAAGUUACCAUGGAGUUUGUUACUUACUUGAAGAUGAAAUGGCAGUUAUGCAUCAUAAAUCAUCAAUACAACCAAACAGACAAAACGAAAAACCAUAUUAUGGAUGUAAAUGUCCGCACAAUACAAUAACAAUUAACAGUAAUUUACUGAUGGAUAAGAAGAAUUCACACAUCAUUCCAUCAUUUCAAAAGUUACAAGGUGAUAACAAGCUUGAACGGGUUUCAGAUGACAGUGACUUGCCUUCUGAAUUACACAAACAAAAUGACAAUGUUAUGUGUAGAGGUUUAUUAGCUGAUGUCGGAAUGUACUGCAAUCAGAUGGAUAUGGUGUGUCGAUCAUCGAAAGCUUUCUGUUCUGAUGAGAAACAGAUGAAUAACAUCUACUUUACACCACAGUGUCUAUGUCAGGCGGGAUAUUUACCAGUGUAUCAGAAUUAUUUAGAUUAUUAUGAAUGUGUUCCAGUCUGUAAUCAAUGUUACCCGGUGGAUAGAUUUUCUCCUCGAAUGAAUUGUACAUGUCCCGAGAUUAUCUGGUCAGACGACUAUCAUCGAAUCCAUAAAACUAAUGUCGCAAAUGAAGACAGUUUUCUGAAUAUAUCUUACACCCAAGAAAACUUGACAGUAUGCUUCAAUCUAUUAUUCAGGCCCCAAAUGAGGCCUGAUUUCUUCCAUAACCAUACAAAGAACAUGGUGGCUUUUCUGUCAAAUCAUUUCAUGUCAUCACUUCCACACGACAACUGUGUACUGUAUGAAUUCGAACGAGACGUUUGGUGUAAAACAUUUAAUUUGUUGUCAGUUGACAUUUUAUCACCUUGUGCCUUCAUUCAGUAUAACAAAACUUCACGACAAUUUAUUUUCAAAAGUUUUAUCAACAUAUUUGUUCACCAGUCAGUGGAUUUAUCGACCAAAAAAGUACAGUAUUCAACUUCAUUCACGUCGAAAUGGAGUGAAGAAAACGUUUUGAACAAUUUUACUGAAAUCAAACUUAUAAAUCAUCAAAAUCCAGGACAUAUUUUUCAAGGUGUUAAUGAUAAUUUGAAAUUCAGAAUGGCAGAUUCAGUGUAUAAAGGAAAACCGGUGAAUUUAUAUGUGAAUUAUUAUCAUCAAAAUACAUCGUACAAAUAUUUGAGUAUUGAUCAAUGUUCAUUUAGCACUUUGUCUUCGGAUAUACAUCCACAGAAAAUAAUCAUUUUUGUUCAAAGAAAUUACUUGAUUCAUUCAUCUGGCAAUGUGACAGGCAUAAAACUUGCUUCACAUCAACUGUUAACUUAUGGGAGUUUCAAAUUCUCACUAAGUGAAUAUCUUCAAAAUAUAGAUAACAAAAGUAUACUGAGAAAUACUUCCUCUGUCAGUGGGUUGAAAUCCCCAUCCGAAGAAAUCGAAGAUUAUUAUUAUUAUUAUUAUUUAUAUUCAACGGGGAAUUACACAACUAUAUCAGAAUUACAAAUCAAUUGUAUAUUUCGUGUUUGUCAACGCUAUGAAUGGUGUACAUGGUCACCAUUGAAUAACGACUUCACAAACCUGACACCUCAUAGCACGUAUCAUUUACACAAAUCAGAAGAUAAUAUCUACCCAGAAAUAUAUAUCUUGACUAAAACUGUUCAUAUGAAGAUUUUCUGGAACAAUUCAAUUCCUUCUUCAACAUUUACUCAAACUAAAAGUAUAAACCUUAAAUGCAAAUCGGAGACAGUAUGCACUAGAUUUUCAAUAACCCUUGGAGUUCUUAUCAUCUGCCUGAUAAGUGGAAUUAUUUGCAGUUCUUUAUGGUAUUAUCACAACAUUCUCAGUUGUCACAGUUGUUACAUACUACUGUGUUGCCAUGACAACGAAAACAUCAAAUCUACUGGAGAAGACGUCGAUCAAGAUAAUCUGCAGAAUAUAAACAACAAACUUACUGUCUAUCAUUUCUGUGAUAACCCACUAACUAGUAAUGAAGCGAAACAUAAUACUUAUUGUACAACAAGUAGUAGUAGUAGUAAUAGAACUGCUGAAAAUAUCCAAAAUGCCAAUAAUAGACGUAGAAAACAAUCAUAUUUCACAGAUCACCGCUCCAAAUCAGAGUGCUUACAACUUCGAUGUACUAUCAAAGGUCACAGUGGAACAAUCAGUAAUGACAAGAAUCCUAUCUGUUGCCCCCAUCAUCUUCAACAUCCAACCAAGGCAAUUGAAGAGAAAGAGUAUGAAGUCGACAUGGAUUGGAAUAAAAUUGGUCCAGUUACUCAGCAGAAAGAUACAACUGUCUGUGACAUUGAAUCAACCCAUUAUUAUUAUUAUUCAAAUCCGUUUAUCGACAUUCAAGGUAAACCUUCCCAGAUAAAAACUAAUAGUCACAAUGAGGUGAACACAAAGGAAUUAUUGCCAUUAAACCGGGAAAGUAGUAGAAUGAUCUUUCCUUGUUGUUUACACACUCCAUGGCUUUGUCCACGCUCAAAUCAGGGGAAUAUUAUCACUGGAGGAUGCAAAGAAAUUAUUAAGCCAAUCUAUAGGACUGAAUAUAUGCAGUAUAUUAAUGAUUUUUACAAUUCAAAAACAGUUGUCACCGCUAAGAAUGAAUUAAUUUUCAGUAAUGACAGUAAUAAGGAAUAUGAGGAUGACGAAUAUGAUGAUGAUGAUGAUGAAGAAAUGAAUGUUUAAGUGUUCAAGCGAAUUCACUUAAACAAAUGCUCAAUAGUGAAUAUUGAACAGGUGAAAGGAAUCUUAUUCUACGGAAAAGUGUGUGUGUAUAUUUCUUCAGAAUGAAUAAUCAUUGCUAAUACGAUGGAGAUAACACCAAACGUGAACAGACUGGUCGGUUUAUCAUGGAUAUAUAUAUUCUCUCCCGGUCAGCUCAAAACUACUUAGAAAAGUUACUUAAGCCUUCACAUGUGCAGGCUUUACUAUUCUUAAUUUAAUGAGUGGAAUAAAAACACUUGCCCCAUUGGUUACCUUCAGUUCUUUCUUAAAAACAGUCUUCCUCAUAGAUAAAUCUAACUGUAAAGAUAAUAUUCUUUAUGUAUGUAAUUUUAAUGAAAAAUUCGUUUUUCUUUUACCACUUUUGUUUCUAAGCAAGCAUUAACCUUUGAAUUUUUUUAUAUUUUUUAAACAAUACUGAAAUCAUGUAAAUAUAUCCGGGUUUUUUUUGUAUUAUAAAUGAGCCAAUUCAGGUGUACAACAAAUGGGUGGUUAAUUUGAAUAUGAAAGCUAAAAUGAGCUUUUUCUCUUUUAAUUUUCAUGGUCCUCUUUGUUUUAUGUGACCGAGUGAUUGAAUUGGGCAUAUAAGAUGCUUUUAUGAUAAAUAAAUUGUAUACAUUUGUUG
Trichobilharzia regenti is the source of this 3925-nucleotide messenger RNA. The record is from the annotation of a GenBank genome assembly. NCBI's taxonomy places the organism in Eukaryota, Metazoa, Platyhelminthes, Trematoda, Strigeidida, Schistosomatidae.